Molecule: messenger RNA, 1225 nt
Organism: Perca flavescens (yellow perch)
Lineage: Eukaryota; Metazoa; Chordata; Actinopteri; Perciformes; Percidae
Exons: 9
Coding region: 66-1148 (360 amino acids)
Source: RefSeq, a predicted model, not a curated record
CUGCAACGUCAUCAUCAAGCGGCCAAUCAGAUCACUAGUGGUGCCGCGGAUAUUUGAAAACAGAAAUGGCAGACGUCCAAGCUGUUGUGCAGCUGUGUGAUCCCUCUCUCCUGGAUCUCUGUGGAGACUCUGAGUCUGACUGUUCUGAAGCAGCCAGGAUGGUUCUCCACCUGACGGACAGCCGUCGUGUCCAGAAGAUUCUGGGUCGUCAGCUGUUUGUUCUGGACUCCAUGAUGUCUCUACUGGAGGGUCUGGAGUCUGCCCAGCAACUGAUGACACAACCCUGCCCCCCCCAACCUGAUGGCAGGGCUCGGAGGCGCUGGAAGGCUCUGAAGGCGGAGAACAGGUUGGUGGUGGAGGAAACGGAGACUCUGCUCACAUCUCUGCAGGACAGAAGUCAACAGAUCCAGGACAGAAGACACACACUCACACAGCUGGUUCAACAGCUGGACAGCAAGAAGCAGCAGAGUAAACAGCUGGAGGAGUCUCUGCAGAAGGCCCAGAAUGCAUUGCAGUCCUGCGAUCAUCAGCUGACCCAGCUGAAGGCAGAGUCAGAGGUGGUGCUCGGCCAGCUGAUGGUCUGGCAGCGAAUCAGAGACGAGCUGCAGGCGUACGUCUCCGCCGCACAGGACAUCAUGCAGAUCACCCUGCUGUCCUUCAACCAAUCAGAGCUGUGUGUGGAGCUCAGGCCACGCCCUUGCUCGCACCUGUCGUCCAAUGAGCUGGAGCCACUGAGGCUGUCCGUCACCUGGAGCCAUGACGACCGCUUCACAUUGCAGGUGAUGGAGGGCCCGGCCGGUCUGGUGGAGGACGGCGUGUCUGGCCGGCGCUCUGCGCUGAGUGCCGCCCUGCUGGAGGUGAUGCAGUGUUACGUUGGCCAAUCAGAGCUGCUGUCUGAGAUCCAGAGACUCAGAUCCAGUUUUGCCAUCGACUGGCGUCCGUCUCAGCGUGUUCUCGUCUACCUGAAGUCAGCGUUGUUGGUGUGUGAGCUGGAGGUGGACGAGGGAUACCCGAGCAGAGGAGCAUCCCGCCUGCUCUCUGUACGGAGGGACGGACAACCUCUGGACACAUCUGGACUCAAGCCUUAUAAAUCUGUCCUCAGUCUGACAGACUGGUUGGUGUUUCUCUCCAGCAGUCCUCUGAUCUGACCACUCUUCCCCUCUCCUCCCUCUCUUUCCGCUCCCUCUCCUCCCUCUCCCUCUCUUCUCUUCUCUCCCUCCUCUCC